Molecule: messenger RNA, 1438 nt
Organism: Mangifera indica (mango)
Lineage: Eukaryota; Viridiplantae; Streptophyta; Magnoliopsida; Sapindales; Anacardiaceae
Product: probable inactive purple acid phosphatase 16
Exons: 5
Coding region: 109-1263 (384 amino acids)
Cellular component (GO): cytoplasm
Molecular function (GO): hydrolase activity, acting on ester bonds
Source: RefSeq, a predicted model, not a curated record
UGGAUUAGCGACAAGAAUCUACCCAACCCAAAACAAAACAUAUGGCAUUGACUUUACACCAACUACAAACACCAACCUGCUUCUUCAUCGUUUCACAUUCACUCUUUGAUGAUGGCGAAAGAAACGAGCCAUUUGGGAAUAAUAUCCUUCAUUAAUCUUUUUUUAUUAUACUCACACGCCAUCUUCAUUCUCUGUUACGAUGAUCAUCUCCGAACAACCGCGGAAACUGAUUUGAGAGUAGGAGAAAGUAGUGGAAGUUUCAAGAUUGGUAUUUUUGCUGACUUGCAUUUCGGAGAGAACGCGUGGACUGAUUGGGGUCCUCGCCAGGAUAUCAACUCUGUCAGAGUUAUGUCUACUGUACUUGACCAUGAAACUCCUGCAGAUUUUGUCAUAUACCUUGGAGAUGUCAUUACUGCCAACAACAUACCAAUUGCAAAUGCAAGCUUGUAUUGGGAUCAAGCAAUGUCUCCGACAAAAGCAAGGGGCAUACCAUGGGCUAGUGUGUUUGGAAACCAUGAUGAUGCACCAUUUGAGUGGCCGCUAGAGUGGUUUUCAGCCCCUGGAAUUCCGCAACUUCUCUGCCCUGUGGCCAAUUCAUCACAUUCAGGUCAAGGAGAUUGUGGCUUCAAAGGCACACAUCGUAUGGAGCUAAUGAAGAAAGAAAUUGAUUAUAAUGUGCUAUCACAUUCUGGAAUUGGGCCUAAAGAUCUAUGGCCAAGUAUUUCUAAUUAUGUUCUCCAGGUCUCAUCAUCAAAUGAUCCUGUGAAAGCUGUGGCCUAUAUGUACUUUUUAGAUUCUGGUGGUGGCUCAUACCCAGAAGUUAUAUCAAGUGCCCAAGCAGAAUGGUUCCAGCUUAAAUCUCAAGAGAUUAAUCCUGAUUCAAGCGUUCCUGAGAUAGUUUUUUGGCAUAUACCAAGUAAAGCUUAUAAGAAAGUGGCUCCAUAUUUUGGAAUCCACAGGCCUUGUGUGGGUUCAAUGAAUAGGGAAAGUGUCACUCCACAAGAAGCUGAAAUGGGUAUAAUGAAAAUUCUCGUCCGAAGGCAUUCUGUCAAGGCAGUGUUUGUUGGACACGACCAUGGAUUGGACUGGUGUUGCCCCUAUCACAAACUCUGGCUUUGCUAUGCUAGACACACUGGCUAUGGUGGCUAUGGAAAUUGGCCUAGAGGGGCUAGAAUUGUGGAGAUCACUGAAGAUCCUUUCUCUAUUAAAUCAUGGAUAAGGAUGGAAGAUGGACUUGUACAUAGUGAAGUCAUCUUGAGUUGAUGACAUGCAGCUUCCACAUUGCAAUGUAUAUUUAGCAUCAAGGGAUUGAAAAUUGUUUUGAAUUAAAUGGAAAAAGGUGAAAUGUAGAUGUGUAAGUAUAAAUAUAAAAAUGUGAAAUGAAGAUGUGUAUGUAUGAAUGCUUUUAUUGUAUAAACAUUCUUCUGUUGUGUGUUUA